This is a messenger RNA of Iphiclides podalirius (scarce swallowtail), 201 nucleotides long. NCBI's taxonomy places the organism in Eukaryota, Metazoa, Arthropoda, Insecta, Lepidoptera, Papilionidae. The record is from the annotation of a GenBank genome assembly.
AUGCGAGAGUGGCGUCGCUCGCCCGUUGGUGGCUUUUCGCGGAAAACGGUCGAACAGCCGCAAUCGAACCCUGCCCCCCUCACCUCACCCCCCUGGCGCCGCGUCAGCCGCCGCCGUAUAAAAGCCCCGCGCGCCCCACCACUCCAACUCAGACGCAUGGAGUACUCCGUAGAGGUAGUUUGGCACGAGCGAGCGCUUUGC